Botrytis cinerea B05.10 is the source of this 3495-nucleotide messenger RNA. RefSeq lists its product as hypothetical. Bases 1093 to 2886 code for a protein of 597 amino acids. Gene Ontology annotation, molecular function: DNA binding. Lineage: Eukaryota; Fungi; Ascomycota; Leotiomycetes; Helotiales; Sclerotiniaceae. The record is from RefSeq and is a predicted model, not a curated record. The transcript is spliced from 3 exons. Gene Ontology annotation, cellular component: nucleus.
GUGAAUUAUCUGGUCUAUCUUGCUGUCUGCCUGCGGUUCUUCUGAAUGUCUACGACCUACACCACAGUCCAUCCACCCAUCCUCCCUCCCCCUUUCGAUUCGUUCUCCUGUCCUCUCUUUUCUUUUUAUCCUUGCUAAUCCCAUUCUCCAAGCUCGCCCAUUCGCUGUUGCUCCAUGAUGGAUUCCUUGCCAUUGCUUUCCACACUCCCCUCCCAUGCUUGAGAAACUUAUUAGAAGCAGUCUUUAACCUAGUAUGGUAGUAAAGAAAGCAAACCUAGCAUCGAUUCUCCUUAGUCCAAUUGGUCCCCACCAUUAAUAUAUUCAGUUCCCAAGUGCUCCCUCUUCCUGCUGCUGCGGAACCUUUACCUUGCAAAAUUUCCAUGAACCGACCACUACUUGCUACCACAAACUCCAAAAAGUCUAGGUUGACCUCCUGCUCACAUACUAUAACGUCCCAUCCAUUCAUCAUACCUACCUACAUACAUCAUACACACACACUUACAUACAUCUAUCUUUUUUGGUUGCGCGCCUUCCCCAGCACAAUAUCCAUUGCAGCUGUCCGCAUACGCCUGGUGUUUCUUCCCCUCUUCGGCAUUGCAGCGAGCAUUUUCUAGCAUCUUUUUCCCAGCAUUUAUUCCUGCCCUCCCUGGUCGCAUAUUAAUAAUUGUUCAUCCAUCUUCUGCCCCAUCUACCGCAGACCACCACUACCGUCCCCAAAAUCGGCCAGCACCACACUUAGAAGUGCAUGUUUCCUUGAGCUGCGCGCGUCUAGCAUUAGUUCAAACAAUUUUCAAAAUAUUCUCGCAUUCGAAACUUCACAUCACCUGAAAUAAAUCAGCCAGACUCAAUCCGCUACUCCUGCAGAUUCCGCAGGGUUCAUAUAUUUGACACUGCCAGGAACCUGACUUCGCUUUGCUUAUCAUGCAUGCAGUAUCCCGCUCUUGAGGCUUUCAACGUCCUUGAUAUUGUAUACCUUACGCAAGGUCCUGUACCAUUGAACAUCUUCAAUUGCCUCGGAUUUCUGGAAUUUAAGGAAACACCUGGGAAAUCAUUCGUUUAGAGAUCAUAGAUCAAAGAAUGCACGAAUCUAUGAUGGCCCAUAUUGGCAUGGACCAUGAGCAACACCACAAUCCACAAGAAAAUGGAUACGGCGGUGAAGGCCAAUGGCAGGAUAUGGGCAACAAUUACAACCCUUCACAGCAUCAAUCGCCAAUCUUUGAAAAUAGGAUUCAAUAUGAAUAUAUGAACCAGCAUCAUCCAAUGCCUACUGAGCCUCAGUACCCAAAUCCAAGAAUGGCCCCGCCACCGCCACCGCCGACAUAUCCCACGCAUCACCAGCAGCUGCUUCCUCUCAUCAUGCCAAACCAUCCCACGUGGCCGAGUAUGUUGACAAAUCCUGCAAACUCUCAAGCACCACCUGUUGCGAUUCCUCCUGCGAACUCUGGGAAAGCACCUCCAAAGCUACCGACUAUCCAUGCUACUCCGACUCCAAGGAAGACACUCACUGAUAGUGAUCGAAGACGGAUGUGUCAAUAUCAUGAAGACAAUCCUACCGUCAAGCAGACUGAAAUUGGAGCCAUGUUUGGUGUUGAACGAAGUACUGUCUCUAAAGUUUUACGCCAAAGAGAAAAAUAUCUUUUCCCUGAAGACCGAAGCUUGUCUCCAGUCAAACGAGCUAAAGGAAAAUUCCCUGAUAUCGAGAGAGCCCUAUCAAAUUGGGUGCGAAAUACCCAAAAGCAGGGGAUUCCUCUUACCGAUUCUGCGAUCAAGGAGAAGGCUAGAUUUUUUGCCACCACAGUUGGCAACAAUGAGAGUCACCUGAAGACAAAUAGCACAACUUGGCUAGAAAAAUUCAAGCAAAAGAAUGGGAUCAGUCAUCUCAGACGAAGAGCCUCCGCGGCCGAUAUUGGUAGUCUCUCUGAACGCAUGGCGAUCAACACCGAUUCGAGCAGAAGUUCAGGAUCACGAACAUCCAAUGGUGUCUCACCCGCUUCGCCAUUACAAUCCCCCUUGCUAUUAGCAUCCGCCAAGAGUAGUGAAGAUCUCAGAUCUCAUCAUAUGCAUGAUAGUUUGAACAGCUAUUUCGAUUUCACACAAACAGCAAGCUACAAGCAACACUCAAAUUCUCACAGUACAGCUUCAUUGUCUAGUGCUUUUACCGACAAUAAUCCAUCGUCAUUUUCAGGGGGGCCAACUAGUCCCACAACCCCAUUUGCAUUUUCUCCUGAGGGAAGUACCGGAUCUUGGAUGCCAUCUCAGCAAUCUCGGGUAACGCAGCAUUCGACGAACGGAAAUGGAAUGUCCAACACUGGCGAUAAUGUCAGCCAUGGGAUGGAUCUAAAUAAUCCUGCUAGCAACUUUCAACGUCCGAGAAGCCAGACUUUCCCCACUUUAGCCAUUGAUCCUUCGUUCAUUGCCUCGCAAGGUAAUGAUCCUAUGACGCCAAAGUAUAAUUUACCGGACACAGCCCCUUCGUCAGCCGUUGAAUCGCCAGUUCAUGAAUUAGGUCCUCCAUUUGGAUUGGAUUCUGCAAUUUCGCCACGGUCUUUACAUCAUAGUAGCAGUCACAGCUCUUUGGCUCCCCCACCGGCGUCACUUACUCCAAUCAGCGGAUUGCAAUCACCACCACAUCUUUCAACGCCAAACUCACCUACCCAGGAUGAUGCACGCCGGGCUCUUGAUACUUUGCUGAAUUUUUUUCAGCAAGCUCCGACUGGAUUGGUGGAUCAAAAUGAGUAUCUGACGGUUCUUAAAUUGACCGAAAAGUUGCGAAUACAACAGCAGAAUCCAGGACCUUUACCAGGCGGUUUGCAUCGGAUUUCGGAACAGGAGGACUGCGAGAACCAGCCACAAAAUAUGAAGAUGGAACAGUCUACGGCCUGCUAACAAAUAAUGAGUUUCAUAUCUAUUUUAUAUAUACGCUUUAAAUAUCUGUACAUCACGGCGUUUUAAACACGGUUCCAAAGUCAACAUUCCCCGGCGUUAUCUUCAUCAAAUCUCUCAAUUUGUACAUGAGCACUCAGUAACGGUCUCGCAUCACCCUCUUCUUUUCUGAUCUUCGUGAUCAGUCAAAUGCAAGGGUGUAUAAUACCUACCGACAUCACAGAAAUCGGGAAUUUAGGGAGGAAUUCAAAAAAAUAAAAAAAAUAGGAACUAUCCUCGGAUGAAAUUUAUAUACCCAACCAAGCUCACUCGGUUUCCAAGAUUUCCCCCUUUACAUCUUCGACGCUCACGCGAAACCUUCAGCUCAGUACUCAUCUGCUUGCUCUCUCGCGCGUUUAAUUCUUUAUAUAUCCUCUUUGGACUUUCUUUCAUGCAGGGCUUUGUUAUAUAUGCGCUCUCAUGCCCCUGAAGGGAUUUGCUCAUCAUACCCCAACAGCACGUUUUCUUUUCUCUUUCCAAACACUUUCGGCGGGAUUUUGUAUUACUUUCGGGUCCUUUUCUUUCACUUGCGCACCGGGGAACAUGUGAUGGAAUAUAAAUAAGUAUUUCGCA